Messenger RNA from Nothoprocta perdicaria, 1141 nucleotides. RefSeq names its product homeobox A10 (gene HOXA10). Gene Ontology annotation, cellular component: nucleus. The record is from RefSeq and is a predicted model, not a curated record. Gene Ontology annotation, biological process: regulation of transcription by RNA polymerase II. Bases 1 to 909 code for a protein of 302 amino acids. Gene Ontology annotation, molecular function: DNA-binding transcription factor activity, RNA polymerase II-specific; RNA polymerase II cis-regulatory region sequence-specific DNA binding. The transcript is spliced from 3 exons. NCBI's taxonomy places the organism in Eukaryota, Metazoa, Chordata, Aves, Tinamiformes, Tinamidae.
AUGUCAGCCAGAAAGGGCUAUCUGCUCCCUUCGCCAAAUUAUUCCACAACAAUGUCAUGCUCAGAGAGCCCGGCUGCAAACUCUUUUUUGGUAGACUCCCUGAUCAGCUCGGGCAGAGGGGAAGCGGCGGGAGCAGGAGGCGGAGGCGGAGGCGGAGGCGGCUACUAUCCCAACAGUGGGAUCUACCUGCCACAAGCGUCCGAUCUGUCCUACGGGUUGCAAAGCUGCGGACUUUUCCCCGUUUUGGGCAAACGCAAUGAAGGUACUUCUCCAAGCAUGGUCCCCACCUCGCACCCCUACGUGUCCAGCAUGGAAGUGUGGUUAGACCCCCCGCGGUCCUGCCGCAUGGAAGAGCCGGAGAGCCAGCAGGCCACCUCGUGCUCCUUCGCUCAAAACAUUAAGGAGGAGAACUCCUAYUGCCUCUAUGACUCAGACAAAUGCCCCAAGGGCUCGGCCGCCGCCGAGCCCGCUCCCUUCCCGCGCCUGAGCGCCGAGGGCGGCUCGGGCAGCCCCGGCGGCGGCGGGGUGCCGGUCCCGGGCUAUUUCCGCCUCUCGCAGGCGUACGGCGCGGCGCGGAGCUGCGGAGCGGGAAAGGAGAAAGGAACUCCCUUUCCCUGGGCUACAGGCUUUUCAGGCAAUUCAAAAGGAGAAAAUGCAGCAAACUGGCUAACCGCAAAAAGUGGCCGAAAGAAACGGUGCCCCUAUACCAAGCAUCAAACUCUCGAGCUGGAAAAGGAGUUUCUGUUCAAUAUGUACCUGACUCGUGAGCGUCGCCUAGAGAUCAGCCGCACAGUCCACCUCACAGACAGACAAGUUAAAAUCUGGUUUCAGAACCGCAGAAUGAAACUGAAGAAAAUGAACAGAGAGAAUAGAAUUCGGGAGCUCACAGCCAACUUUAAUUUCUCUUGAUGAACCUAUAAACACAUCUUUAUGGUUUAAAGAGCCAGUAUCAUUUUCCUAGGCUGUAGACAUCUGCACCUGUAUGGAUUAACUAUUUUAGACGUUCUCAGUAUGUCCUUAGCCUCUUUAUAGCUGUUUCUGGGCAAGGUGGGAGUGAGGGUGAACCGUGCUAAUUCACAAAAUGCCAUGUAUGAACUUGCCUCAUUCCUUUAGAUUUCCCGGCUCUGAAUUAUGCUUUUUU